AUGGAGGAUACCGAAAGUGAACUCACUCGAAUUGAUGACCCCAAACAUGUCGUCAGGCAUAUGCUAAAGAGUCAAUACCCAUGGGGCUGGGUUGUCUACCGAUGUACAUACAGCGACGAAGAAGCAUGGCAGAAAAUGCUUCAUGUCCUGCGCAACAAGGUUGUAGAAACUCUCAAGAUCAACGACCGGAUGGAUCUACUCCCUUUUCAUGAGAUGACAAUCAUAGAAGAUAACACCAAAUUCGAUGGUGCUACUUCGCAUAAUAUCCGCGACCACUUCACCACCUGGGUUGCUGAUACUGUGAUGGAGAGAAUGGUCACUGCUCCCUCCGAGCCUGAGCAGCGAGAGAUACGAGAUCCCUACAAGGAGGAUCCCGGCCCUGAGUGGAUUAUGGGCACUCGAUACAAUUUUUGCCUCUUCGUUGAUGACAUCUGCCUGGAGUCAUUGGAAUAUAUGACAUUCCCGGUGGUAAAGGUGCUAGCCAAAAACUUCGGGGCGCGAAAACCAGACAACAGAGACUAUACAAUAUACCCAGGCUGGGAAGAUGGCGAAACGAACGAAGGAAGUGAAGAGGUUGGCUGGAUGUAUACUCACGCUAUGGAGAUUGUUUCGCACUAUGACGAGCUGAUGGAGACGGAUUUUUGGUACGACACCUAUAGCAGACCACCUUCGAUGCGGAUGUCAUGGGGCAUAACACCAGGCUCCUGGCGCAAAACUAAAGUGAAGUGA
Messenger RNA from Nannizzia gypsea CBS 118893, 729 nucleotides. RefSeq lists its product as hypothetical. NCBI's taxonomy places the organism in Eukaryota, Fungi, Ascomycota, Eurotiomycetes, Onygenales, Arthrodermataceae. The record is from RefSeq and is a predicted model, not a curated record. Bases 1 to 729 code for a protein of 242 amino acids. The transcript has a single exon.